Molecule: messenger RNA, 243 nt
Organism: Chondrus crispus (carragheen)
Lineage: Eukaryota; Rhodophyta; Florideophyceae; Gigartinales; Gigartinaceae
Exons: 1
Coding region: 1-243 (80 amino acids)
Source: RefSeq, a predicted model, not a curated record
AUGUGUUUCGCUGGCAUAUGUCGACGAGGCUCUAGCCUUCCUGCUGACUUUCCCUCUUCAUCAUUGCGACUCUCUCCCAAUUCUUGCCCCUCACACUUUCCCACACUCUUCCCGCCCACUUUUACGCCCCACUCUUCCGCCACCCUUCCCAUCCGUUUUCCUCUCCAGAGCAACCGUCACGUUCAUUCGUCUGCUCCCCCGUCCAUGUGGUGCUUACCCGUCCCUACUCGGCCAGCCGGUUAG